AUGGAAAAAUUUAUACCUGCUGUCAGGUUAACAGACGCGACUAUUCGCCAAUCAACCUGGGGGAUCGUGGUCCACGGGGUGCAAGUCAAAUCGAUUGACUUCACGCGGCCGGAGGGGGCCAGCAAGGCCCUGCUGACGGAUAACGCAUACCGCUGGGAUGAUGACGCCCAGAUCUCACACGUGGGGUGGCUGACUGCCUCGCCUCAGGGCCCCCAGGGACAAAAGUCUUCAGCGAUCGUCGUCGAAUUCACCCCUCCCGUUCCAGUGUGUGGCUUAAUUGACCAUGGUGCACCCGAUCAUGCUACCACCGGAUUCGGUAUAAACAUGCGCUAUGGUGGGUGGGCGUUGGUUGCAAAAGCAGCGUCCCCUUAG
This is a messenger RNA of Aspergillus niger, 372 nucleotides long. RefSeq lists its product as hypothetical. Lineage: Eukaryota; Fungi; Ascomycota; Eurotiomycetes; Eurotiales; Aspergillaceae. The transcript is spliced from 3 exons. Bases 1 to 372 code for a protein of 123 amino acids. The record is from RefSeq and is a predicted model, not a curated record.